Molecule: messenger RNA, 2245 nt
Organism: Mugil cephalus (flathead mullet)
Lineage: Eukaryota; Metazoa; Chordata; Actinopteri; Mugiliformes; Mugilidae
Product: trypsin-like
Exons: 5
Coding region: 145-942 (265 amino acids)
Biological process (GO): proteolysis
Molecular function (GO): serine-type endopeptidase activity
Source: RefSeq, a predicted model, not a curated record
UUUUUUUUUCUUCCAGAGGAAACUUGAGGAUAAAGGUUGAUGUGACUGACUCCCACUAUUCCCACAGAGGGAUGAACGCCCGGGCUGGACCGUCAGAGGAUACAGGUCGUCAGGCUGGAGAGGUUUCGCUGCUGGUCUGCUGCUAUGAUGAACUUGCUCAAGUGUUUGUGUUGUGUGCUCCUGGAUCUCUUGGCGGUGCGCGGCCGCGUGCUCCCGCACAGCCGUAUAGUUGGCGGCUACCCCGCUGCACCGAACUCCAUCAAAUACAUCGUGUCGCUGCAAAGCACCAGCGGCCAACACUUCUGUGGAGGAUCGCUGGUUCACAGGUACUGGGUGCUCACCGCAGCACACUGUAACAUCGGGGCAGAGCAGAUCAUGAUAGUGGCGGGGGACUACAGAGUAAACUACUUCGAGGGCACUGAGCAGUACGCUAAACCCAACAGGCUGGUCACCCAUCCGCUGUACAACAGGAGCACCAACAACGCAGACAUCAUGCUCAUCAAGUUGCGGGCCCCAAUGGUCCUGAACAAAUACGUGUCACUGGCGCCUCUUCCCAGGCAGGGGACAGGUUUGUUCGAAGGUCACGUGUGUCGGGUGUCUGGGUGGGGCUACAACAGUCUGGGUGGAGGCCAGGUCCCUGUCACACUCAGGACAGUCGCGGUGCCCAUUGUUUCAACCGCAAGGUGCAACAGCAGCGACUCCUUCGAUGGUAACAUCACAGCAAACAUGAUCUGCGCCGGCUACAGGACCGGGGGGAAAGAUGCGUGCAAGGGGGACUCCGGCGGGCCCCUGGUGUGUGCGGGACGGGUCUAUGGCGUGGUCUCCUGGGGCAACGGCUGCGGUGAUGCGAGGUUUCCUGGAGUCUACACGGCCGUGUCCAGAUUCCGUCGGUGGAUUGAUCAAACCAUCUACGGGUCAUUCCUACGUUGCUCCAGACAAUGACGACGCUAAUGACGGGAUGAUGAAAAGAAUCACUGACGAGGUUUUAAUCAGAGGUAGUUCUGUUGAAAACCUGAGGAGUUCUGUUUUUACUACUAAUUAAAUCGUGAUGCAGUUUAUAAUCUCACAUGAUCUAGCUGUGAAUGAACUGGCUAGCUCCUGUAGCUGUGGGAUCCUCAGCAGUUGUACACUUUAUACUGUGCAUGCAAUUCCAAUAAAACUUCAUAAAUGAAAUGACCAUUUUAUCAAAAUAAAUGUAAUGAUUUAGAGUUGUGUCAGAAUUGCGAAUAUCUAGAAUUUUUACUUUUGCAGGACAUAUAAAAACGAUUCAUUUUCCGUUUUGGGAAGCUGUGCAUUUGUUAAUUUAAAUAUGACGACAUAUUUUAAGCUAAAGAAAAACAGAAUGGCUCAGCUGGAAAAGGGGAAUGUUACUUUCAUGCAAAAAAAUUCAUUGCAUGAAACACAUGGGCUUAAUUACAUUAACAGGCCUCUGUCAUUUUAUUUCCUUUUUCAUUUAAUUUAUUUGGCACCUUUUAAAUUACGUUAAAGCACAACACGCCAUCAAACUGGUCCAACAAAGCCAGAUUAAUGGUCAUGAAUAUUUAAAGUUGCAAAGAAACAUUACAGAUCACUUGGUAUACUGCAUAGGUCUUCAAUAGAGGGUCCGCGACCCCUAGGGUCAUCCGGACAUUUUUUAGACAUUUCUUUCAAACAUUUUUCCCCACAAUUUUCCGAAAAGUUCAAUAUAUAACACAUAUAGUGGGUAGGGGGUCCCUAUUUAGUCUCUUCACCAGUUUGGUGGACCUUGGGCUGAAAAAGGUUGAAGAUCCCCGAUAUACUGUAUAUACAUAUAUGUGUCCAAAGACAUUAUGCACGAGUCUUAAACCUGCAAGUCCACCCAUGUAUGCAAGUACUGCAGCUAUUAAAGAAAAAUAAAACAGUCCAUUCAUCAUCCUUGGACACUUCUAGUAACGCCCACUAACCUUUAUUAGCAAUUAGCUCGUGUUUGCAGUCUUUAUGCAGCAUAAGUACAGUAUGAAUAGCACAACUGAGUCAAACUGUCCUCCACUGGCUGCUGUUAUUGUACAUUUGAUUAAUUCUCCCCUUUGGCUGCAGUAUAAACACAGUUGUACUAAUCUUCAAUGCUCACUAGCUCAAAACCCACAAACCACUUCAGAUGACACCAAAACAGCAGAAGCGAACGAGCUGCUAUUGGGAAAUAAAAGGUGGCUCCUGUGAUAAAAAUCAUGGCUGCCUUAAGUCUAAUGGGAGUAGGUUAGGUGUGUCAUGAAUGCGCCUCUUCUGU